Folsomia candida is the source of this 6537-nucleotide messenger RNA. It is a transcript of the gene IntS1, whose product is annotated as integrator complex subunit 1. Lineage: Eukaryota; Metazoa; Arthropoda; Collembola; Entomobryomorpha; Isotomidae. The transcript is spliced from 33 exons. The record is from RefSeq and is a predicted model, not a curated record. Bases 179 to 6445 code for a protein of 2088 amino acids. Gene Ontology annotation, cellular component: integrator complex. Gene Ontology annotation, biological process: U2 snRNA 3'-end processing.
GUGAAUACAAUUCAUGUUUGAUUUGAGCCAUAAUUCUACUCGGCAGAUCACGAAAAAUGAAACUUUCUUUACGAAAAUUAAACCCGUUAAAGUAUUAAAACAUUUUAGCAGAGAAUUUAUAUUGUUCGCAAAUUAAUAGUGAAAUAUGAAUUAGAUUUUGUCACACUAAUCAUCAAGUAUGGACAAGGGAAAACUUAACAAAGGAGGUGUUGGGAAUUCUGGAAAGAAGUCGUCGUCGUCCUCACACCUUCAUCCCUCACCCGGUGACCUUAUCGCCCUUGGAGUAAGUAAAGGUGGUAGUGGUGGAGGUGGGAGCAGUGCAUCGAGCCAGGUGCGACCUCCUUCUUCUACGUCCUCCUCCAAGACAUCGUCAUCCCUGUCCACAUCUACAGGUUCUUCUUCAUUAAAACGUGACAAUAGUGGAGGAAGUGUUCCACCGCCUACGAAAAAACUACGAACUUCACCCCCCAAGACCUCAUCGACGUCGUCUUCUUCGUCCACUUCCCAUCAUCACUCGUCUUCAUCUAGCAGCAGUAGUGGCAGUAAAUCUGGAAAGAUUCGAAGGGAUCCGCUUGAACUUACACCGUCUCCUGGCAUAGUUAUUUCCUCUGCAGAUUUGAUAACUGACAAAUUCUUUACAUUGAUUGAUAAGGCAAAUAAAUCCAACAAUACAGAGUUGGCCCAGAAUGUGCUGCUCACUGGAUUAAAAAGGUUGAAAAGUUCGAAUGCAAAGGAGAAAGAGCAAUUGCAGAUUUGUCAAAAUAUAUUGAUGGUUGUGAAGACGUAUCCACACUUUUUUAAAACCAUUCCGAUCCUGGAGUCGCUGGUCUUGCUGAUUCAGCCAAAGGUUAAAGAUGUCACAGGAGUGAAAGCAAAAUUGCUAAUGUCCAGUGGGGGCGGAUAUUCUGCACCCUUUGCAAUUUUUGCGUUGGCCGUCGUGUAUCUAGUUUAUUCACAAGAAUCACAUUGGCCUAUCCCACUAGUUCAACUGUGGAUAGAAGAUGCAUCAGGGGAUCGUUCCUGGGUAGACUCGCCUUUGAUUAAGCCCGUUGUCGACAAUAUUUUCCUCUCUUUUGGUACGUUGGUUCCAUUGACAACAUUGUUUUCGAGUGAAGGAACUGUUGGUGGUGGGAGUGGAAGUGGAGGGGGAUCAUCACCCAAUCCAACGCUAUUAUCAUCUGAUGACGCUUCUGGGAGUGGACACUUGGCAUUCGAACUUGAGCAGCUGAUAAAAGAAAAUCAGGAUCUGGUUGAAAUGAAGGACGUGCCAUUGAGGAAUCGUUAUUCUGGUUUGGAGACCAACAUCGAAGGCCUCAUUUUAGAAUAUGCCGCUGACGUUAUACACAAAAAAUCGCCAGAUAUACCAAGAAAUCUUUUAAGGGCGUUAAGUAGCGCAUGUGGCCUUAACGGAGUUCGUUCGUGGGUCGUAAGCAGGCUUGAGCAGUGGCUUCACAAUGGGAAACUUGGCCGUGUUGCUCAAGAGUUGCUACUUCAUCUCUGUGUCAAUACCAAUUGUAAUACUUCAUCCGAUAUUGAAGUAAUCUCUAAUAUCAGCAAGCUAAAGAUGAAGACAAAACCAUUGACACAUUUUUACUGCUUAGCUUUGAGAGAAAUGGUUCGAGAGAAUGAUAGCAACAUGCGGCAUGUGCUCAAUUUGAUAAUUUACAACGAGCUUUCUCCACAACGCAAUCCUAACAAUCUGCAAAUCCUUGGGACAAUAAUAUCGGGGGUUUCAGACUCAAGAUCUGUUUUGGCUGAUAUUUUUAUGGAUUUACUUCAAAAGAGAGAAGACUUUCACGUUGCUUUGAAGGCACUCUUAAGAGAAAUUUGCCGAGCAGCACGAUUUGAAUGCGACCUCUCCAAAUUCGUUGAAGGACUAGUCAGGCAAAGAGACAUUACGUGGUUGGGAGAUUGUCGCGAAAGGGCAUUUUUUGUUAUUGCGGACCUCAUCUUACUUUCCAUGUUCUUAUCAGUUUCUCCACAAGUAAGAGAAGCUUCUGCAGUUGCUGCUGUUCGUGGGGAACCAAAAGAUAUGUCAACACUGAUUAAUUUUCGAAAUUUGGUUAGUGGAAUUCAAUCUCAAGCAGUUACAUGGAUGUACUCUGUCGUCCCGAAAAUGUAUCGACCGGUUAAGGCCAAUUUUUUAUCAUCACUUAACAAGAUAUUUCUCAAGGACCCAGUAAAUGAUUUGGCUUCUAAGGAUGGAUGGCUUCCAGAGUCGGAAAAAAAUUUAUUCGGUCGCCUAUGUCUGGAAGUUGGUGUUCAAGAGAGCUCCCUAGUUUUUGUCCUAAUGAUGGGAGUAUCCAAGGACCACCCACUUAGUGCUGGCGAAGCAUUGGACACUGUUGAACAAAUAAUUUGUCGUUCGGCUACUCACAAAACUGGACUCAACUUGCAGAAAAUUGAAAUAAUUGAGCUAUUAUUCCGAGGUUGCGAAUAUCGUCAUCCCGAUAAUAUUUCACUUCCUGUUGGGUAUGCAGCACCAAGGAUGGCCGUAACAAAUUUCUACUGGCGAGCAUGGGCCCUCUUAACUAUUAUUUCUGCCUUUAAUCCUAAUGUGUUUGGAAAAACUGGGUGGGAAGAUUAUCCUACUCUGAAAAUGUUUAUGGAAAUGUGUAUGACAAACUCAUUCAUUUUUCCUACGACAUCAUCAUCAGAGACUGAGUCAAGCGAAGAAAUAAUUUCUCGUGAGCUACAAACUGUCGCAAUGGAAAAGGAGGAGAUUUUGGAAUUUGAAACUCAUUUGGCAGCUGCCUCAUCCAAAGCCAAUAUCACAGAGGCUACUUCGUUACUUUUAAAGCAGUUGAUGCGUUUGGAUCCAUUUGGCCCUCCUAGGACUCCACCCGCGUGGAUUUUAACUCAAUUACAGACCUGGAAUGAACAAAUGAGUCUGGGUCACCUUUUAUGUGGAAGUCGUAAUCCCGACUUUCUUUUGGACAUUAUUCAACGCAAUUCUGAACCCAUGCCAUGGUUGGCUCAUCUUGUUUCGGAGGGGUCUUUUGAAAUACUGCCAGACCAGUGUCUCUGUGAAUUUCUAAUGGGACAUUUGGACGCCGUGGAAAAGGCGGUGGUACUUGGAAGGAAUGACGAUGCUGCAGCAGGUCGUAGUCCCCGUAAAGUACACAAAGGACAAAAUCUAGCAGCCGAGCUUGGGUUAAGCAAGGAGGAUGCAAAAUUGUUACAAUUGUUGCAUUACUUGCAGGAAAAAGCUCAUAGUGCGUCAGAGGAUGGUGAAGCAAGAAAAGUGUUAGAAUAUUUUCUAAAGAGACUUUCGGCACCAAAAAUGCAGCAGAGGAAGCAAGCACUGAAUGCAUUAAAACUUUUACUGAUUAAAGAUGAUGAAAUCUUAACAUCGUCCUCAGACGACUGGCUGCUGGACGGACUUCCAUCACUUCCAGCCUUUACGGAAAUUCAGGAGAAUGUAUUAGUUCUUUUGAGACAGGCAAUUUUAAUUGAAAAUGACCCAGCGUUAUUGUGCCGCUAUUUGGAUUUUUUGUCAACUUGGGCUCAGGUAUCCGAAGAUUUGGAUUCCCUUGCUUUAGAUGUUGCGAACCUUGUUGUGGAGAGAAAUGGACUGGUCUGCUUGAUGAUGAACAAGUUUGCUUCCUGCUUUGACCCUCUUUUUGAUAUUUUUUUCACUUUUAUGAAAAAGAUUCGUGGACCACACAAAGAAUCCUACAAGUGGUCAGACUCACAAGAUCAAGUGUUGGUGACUUGGUCGGUGGAUCGCUUGGAAGGAACAAUGAAUAUUUUAAUCAUUCAUGCAAUCGUAAUCCUCCUGUCCUCCUACUGUGCCUAUACUCAAGAACAUGGCAAAACUUCCGUGCAGACAACUACCAAGAAACCUAAGAGCAAUAAGGAUAUAAAAAUAAGAUGCUCCGAAUUGCUGGAGAUUUGGUUUCCACAAAAUAAGGAAAAUAGUCCCAAAGGUUUCUUGCUAAAUACAUCUGAAGAAGCUGUUUUAUUCCCUGAUUGGGUUAAGCUGAAAAUGAUUCGAUCCAAUAAUCCAAGACUUUUAGAAGUUGCUACGCAUGAUCUAGAAGUGGAACAGUUGAUGCUAUUCAUUCAGCAUUUUGGUGUUCCAAUACAAUCCAUGACGGCACUACUCUACAUUAUGGAUACCGUUACAGAAAGAGAGCCAGAGAAAAUGGUAGAAUGUGUGAGUAUGGUAAAUGCAUCGUUCCUCUAUAAACUGGUACAAGCUCAGUGGGAACGUGGUGCCGUGGGUGGAGAAAAGUUUUUCCGCAUUUUGAAAACUCACUGUGGCGUUUCUGAGCCAAUGGACUCAGAUUAUCUCGAACCACCAACGACAACGUCGCCCACCCGACCUGCGUUACAUGUUGGUUCAGUAAAAGAAUCGAGUGCGAGGAAACAAGUCGUAACAAAAUCAACUACAGCCGCACAUACUCGAAUUCAUACUGGCACAAGGACUUCACUUAGUGUUGGAUUGCCCGCAUUCUCACCAACGCCAUCCAACAAACGGAAGAGCAUUGAAAAUUUAUCUAAAGAAUUACUCCUUUUGUCGUCUCCACCAUCUAAUCGAAGACGAUCGUCUGUUCCUGCUUCAAAGGGAGUAGAUGACUCGCAGGGGGGACAAACGCUCCGACGACAUUCUGCUCAUUUGGAAAAGAAGGGGACAAUCGGAUUCGGAGAAGGAGAUACAAAGUCGGAAAAAAGUCCUUCAAAAUAUUUGGGACAAUUAGUAGAUGAAAUCACUCAGGUGGAGCCAUGCAUUAUUCGUAAUGCUUUAGAAUAUCAGCUACCUUUGCUGUUUGGAAAGAGUGAGAAUAACCCCGGAUGUCGUUCCUUCCUCAUGACAGCCUUAGCUCAUCAGGCCGGAUGGGAAACGAUUAAUCGUUGCCUUACAUUGUUCCUUAAAGAAUUUGAUGCUGCAUAUGACCCGUCGGCUAUAUUAGAUCUGAUUCAAGCGACCAAUUCUAAUCCAAAGUUGUUUCAAGGGGUUGAUAAAUAUGUGCCAAAACACCAGCCCAAUACAUCUGUAAUGCACUUAACAUCUGCACAGCUGAGGGUAAUGGCUGAUUACAUCAUUCAAGAGAUUAAAUAUGAACAUAUGGAGGUAAAAGGUACAAAAUUCUCAAUCUCGAAUCUCCUUGGGCCUGUUCAAUCUACAUCUGCUGCAACUCCAAAAAAGUCCAAGCAAGGACUCCAGUUCAGAAUUCGGUUAUGGUUGCAAUGUGCUCAACAAGAUAAAGAUUUGGUUGAUUCGGUCAUUAGUAGUUUAAUGGACAAAAACUGGAGAAAUCCUUGCGUGAAACGUUUUGUACAUCAAGUUUAUGUCGACUUUCCUGAAGUGAUUUUGAUUGACAAUUGGCGUUGGAAGCCAGAAGAGAUGAGCAUGAGUGAGGAUGACUUAUCCUCUUUAUUGGACAACAUUUCACAUGGACUAAUCACUGCUUUAGCCAACACUCUACCGGGUAAAGACUGGGCCAAGAAACAGGCACGAGACUAUGAAAUUUGUUUAAGAAAAUUAGCCUCCUUACAUCCUACGUUGCUUCUCAGACAAAUCAGCCUAAUGGGAUCCAUUUUAGAAGGAAGAAUUCACCUGGACUCAUCUGCUUUCCACCAACAAAACCACAAUUUACCUUUUAUCGUAUUUCUUUCUUUGUUUGACUUGAUGCAACCUCACAUCCUUAGACAUUUCAAACAAUUAAAGGCCACGUUUCUUUUAUACUUCAAAAUGUUUAAGAAUUAUGGAUUUACUAAAGAUUACAGCUCAAGCUUGAGCAGAUUCUCAAUUCUGUUGCACAACUUUUUAUCUCUUAAUUCUCCAGAAGUUAAAGAGUUUUUGACCCCACAUCACGAGACACUAAGGGAGCUUGCGACUUUAAAAUACUAUUCAGAAGUUGUCCCACUUCAUAAUUUGAUUAGCUGUUUGGACCUCAGCGGCUCAGGAUCUCAAUCAUCGUCUAGCAGCACUCCCCCACCAGGCACUAACACAUCUCCUGUUGUCACUCCUAGUGGGGACUACCUUGCUCCCAUCCUCACGUCCAUGCACGAUCGGCUUCUACAUGCUUCGAAUGAUGAGGAAACAAUUCCAGUCCUACAGGAAUUAGACGUUUGUUCUAACCGAAAUCCUAGCAUUCUGAACAAGUUUUCUGAAAAUUUGAAUCUGCUUUUGAAGUCCGAGUCUGAAAGUUGUCGAACGUUAGCAUUCUCACUGGUGCUCAAACAUUCCACGUAUUUCCCAGGCAAAAGCGCAACAUACUUGGAUUCAAUUUUACAAUUGUUGGAGGAUGAAAAUGCACAUUUACGAGAUACGAUGAUGGAUCGUGUUCAUGAGUUUGUUAUUCUCGCUCAAGAACGCGGAGAUGAUAUCCUGAACAGAAUGUUCCAAUUAGGGAUCUCUUCCAAUGUCAACUUCCUUGGUCCCAUACAGAAAUCCAUGGCUCUACUCAGAAAUUACUCGACGCUUACGUUCACUUAGUUUGUCGAUUAUAAGUUUCUGUAUUCUUCAAAAAAUCUAACAAUUAAAUAAAUGCAAAAUAGGAAUUCUAAUUCCUUAAAUAAUCCAAUUAA